AUGGAGUCCUUCUUCCACAUCCAAGGCGCCCCCGCAUCCCCUCUUGCACCCCUCAUCCUCAUCCACCCUAUCUCCGGCAUUGCUCUCCCCUACCUAACGCUCGGUCCCCUCUCCUCUCCCACCAACCACCAACAUUCGCGCCCCGUCUACGGUCUCAGCUGCCCCUUCUACGAAUCCAAAUCAUAUCAACUACCAGCGUCCUUCGCCGCCCUCGCUCGCGAUUAUGUCGAUCGUAUAAGGAAAGAAAUACCACACGGCCCAUACAUUCUGGGCGGCCUGUCGAUGGGCGGCAUGAUAGCCAUCAAAAUGGCCGAGGUACUUGAAGAAGAGUGUGAAAUGGUGUUGGGGGUGUUGUUGAUUGAUAGCACAAAUCCCGAGGGAUACCCUCCCUUCGACGACCCACGCGAAAGAGACGAGAUUGCGGAGUGGACAUACAAGACUUAUGCGGGUCGGACUGGGCUACCCGGUUUUGAGGAGAUGGGCUGCGAAGAAGACGGCGUGCUGGACGGGGAGGUGGAUAAGGAUAGUGGGCUGGGAGAUGAAGAAGAUGAUGAUGAUGAGAUGGAUAUGAUGGAAUACCUGCCCAGGAUGCGGAAGCAUAUCUACAACAGCUUGGACAUGGUUACCCGGGCUGGGGAAGGAGAAUAUUUGCCCAAGGGAGUCAAGAGUCCUGUGACACUGGUGAAAUGUACACAACUCGCCUCGCUACCGGAGACGGUGUCCGAGUACAGGAAGAAGGGUUAUCACUUCCGCUUCCAGGACGAGCGAGCUGGAUGGACGGUGGACAAAUUCCAGAGCAUACCAAUAGAUGCGCAGCACGAGGCUGUCUUCGAUAGCCAGCACGUGGGCAGGGUCACCGACAUCCUUAGGGGAGUGCUGGAAGAGAUGGACUGA
Molecule: messenger RNA, 894 nt
Organism: Letharia columbiana
Lineage: Eukaryota; Fungi; Ascomycota; Lecanoromycetes; Lecanorales; Parmeliaceae
Exons: 1
Coding region: 1-894 (297 amino acids)
Biological process (GO): biosynthetic process
Source: RefSeq, a predicted model, not a curated record